Messenger RNA from Fusarium coffeatum, 2532 nucleotides. RefSeq lists its product as uncharacterized. Bases 1 to 2532 code for a protein of 843 amino acids. Gene Ontology annotation, biological process: protein processing. Gene Ontology annotation, molecular function: serine-type endopeptidase activity. The record is from RefSeq and is a predicted model, not a curated record. The transcript has 3 exons. Gene Ontology annotation, cellular component: trans-Golgi network; Golgi membrane. NCBI's taxonomy places the organism in Eukaryota, Fungi, Ascomycota, Sordariomycetes, Hypocreales, Nectriaceae.
AUGAAGAUCGCUUCACUGUUGAGCCUGGCCAGCUUCACGGCUUUGGCUCAUGGCUCCAAACCUACACGAGACUACGCGGCCAACGAUUAUUAUGUCCUCCAUCUCGACAGCGCAACGACCCCCGACCAAGUCGCCAACCGACUUGGACUCGCUCACGAGGGCCAGCUUGGUGCGCUUGACGACCACCACGUUUUCCGUGCCUCCAAGGCCGACCACGAUAUAGUUACAAGACAUAUUACAGAGCGCGAGAGGCGGAAACGAGACCUGGGUGGCUCUGAUCCUCUUGAUGGAAUUUUAUUGUCGAAGAAGCAAGAAGCACGACAGCACCUUUUCAAGCGAGACGUCGUUCCUUCAGCUCCAAGAGGUUUGCCUUUUCUAGGGGACCGCCACAAUGCCAGAGCUCAAGAUCUAGCGGCAUACCAAGAAACAAUCAUGAAACAGUUGGACAUUCAGGAUCCCAUCUUCAAGGAACAGUGGCAUCUUCUGAACCCCCUGCAGCCCGGCCACGACGUUAAUGUGACCGGUCUCUGGCUGGAAGGCAUCACUGGAAAGAACGUUACUGUGGCGGUGGUGGACGAUGGUCUCGACAUGAACAGCGAUGAUCUCAAGCCCAACUACUUCGCUGAGGGCUCUUGGGAUUUCAACGACAACGACGCCGAGCCUGCCCCUGUCUUGGAUGAUGAUCGACAUGGUACCCGCUGCGCUGGCGAGGUCGCGGCUGCUCGAAACGAUGUCUGUGGUGUUGGUGUCGCCUACGACUCAAAGGUCGCCGGUCUGCGUAUUCUCAGCAAGCUAAUCAGCGACGCCGACGAAGCGGAAGCGCUCAUGUACAAGUACGACGACAACCAUAUUUACUCAUGCUCAUGGGGACCAGCCGAUGAUGGUCAGACUAUGGAGGCGCCUGAUGUUGUCAUUCGACGAGCGAUGCUAAAGGCGAUUCAAAAGGGACGCAGUGGAAAGGGUUCUAUCUACGUUUUUGCCAGUGGAAAUGGUGCCGGCCAGGGUGAUAACUGCAACUUUGAUGGAUACACCAACUCUAUCUACAGUAUCACGGUUGGAGCUGUCGACCGAACUGGACUUCACCCUUACUAUUCCGAGGAGUGCUCUGCUCAGUUGGUCGUCACUUACAGCAGUGGAAGUGGUGAUGCUAUUCACACAACCGAUGUUGGAAAGAACAGCUGUUACAAGGCUCACGGUGGUACAUCUGCUGCAGCCCCUCUUGCCGCGGGUAUCUUUGCUCUUGUCCUUCAAGUCCGCCCUGAUCUUACUUGGAGAGACCUCCAGUACCUUGCGAUGGAUACCGCGCUUCCUAUCGAUGGCGACGAGGCCAACCAGCAAAACACCACAAUUGGCAAGAAGUUCAGUCACACCUUUGGAUACGGCAAGAUCGACUCAUGGGCCCUGGUUGAAAGAGCCAAGGAUUGGGAGUUGGUCAAGCCUCAAUCGUGGUACUUUUCUCCUUGGAUCCAUGUGAAGAAGGCGAUUCCCGAGGGUCGGGAUGGCUUGACUGUUACUCUCGAUGUCACCAAGGACAUGCUCAAGCAGUCCAACGUGGCUCGCGUGGAACAUGUUACUGUUACCAUGAACGUUGAACACACUCGACGUGGUGAUCUUAGUGUCGAUCUUAUCAGCCCUGACAACGUGGUCAGUCAUCUUGCUGUUGCUCGAAGGAGCGAUGCCAAGGAGGCUGGAUACGUCGAUUGGACCUUUAUGAGUGUCGCUCACUGGGGAGAGUCUGGUGUUGGCAAGUGGACCAUUAUUGUUCGAGACACCGAGAAGAACUCCUUCAAGGGCAAAUUCACCGAUUGGCGCUUGAAACUUUGGGGUGAGGCUAUCGACGCAGACCAAGCAACUCUACUUCCUAUGCCUAACGCGAACGACGAUGACGACCAUGAUAAAAUCGUAGCGACUACUUCAAUACCCGCUUCCACAACAACAGCACCUCCCGCUACCAAGCCUACAUUGAUUGAUCAUCCUUCCGACCAUCCUGAGCGGCCCACCAAGCCUGCUCGACCCAGCGAUACUGAGGAGGAAGAGCCCUCAAGCACUCAAAGCUCCGCGGAGGAAUCAUCCACAGCUUCAUCUUCUUGGGUUUCCUGGCUUCCAACAUUCGGCGCCUCAAAGAAGGCACAGAUCUGGAUCUACGGAGCCGUCGGUUUCAUUGGAGCCUUCUGCAUCGGUCUAGGUGUAUACUUCUGGAUCGCCCGUCGUCGUCGUCUCCGCAACAGCUCCCACAACACCUACGAAUUUGAGCUCAUCGACGAGGAAGAGGCUCCUCUCAACGCAGGCGAGAAAACUACCGGCAACAAGGCCCGCAGGACCCGAGGUGGAGAGCUAUAUGAUGCCUUUGCCGAGGGUAGCGACGAGGAGCCAUUUGAGGACUACCGCGAUAACCGUGAGCCAUCGCGUGACAGACUUGCUGGCGAUGAUACUCAGCAUUAUGCUGUUGGUGAUGAUAGCGACGAUAGUGAAAGCGAUGACAGCACCGACGAGGAUAGAAACGAAAGAAGACCUCUUGGUGGCAGACGUUAA